Molecule: messenger RNA, 3828 nt
Organism: Lycium ferocissimum
Lineage: Eukaryota; Viridiplantae; Streptophyta; Magnoliopsida; Solanales; Solanaceae
Product: kinesin-like protein KIN-14L
Exons: 20
Coding region: 123-3548 (1141 amino acids)
Biological process (GO): microtubule-based movement
Molecular function (GO): ATP binding; microtubule binding; microtubule motor activity
Source: RefSeq, a predicted model, not a curated record
UUUUAUUAAAAAAAAACCCAUUUUAUAUAAAUGCUCUCUUUUAUCUCUCCAUAAACUGUUAAAAAAUUUGUGGUGUUCAUUUCUUUUUACCAUUCUUGAAAAGUUAAAAGAUUAGAUUGUAAAUGGAAAAUCAAACAAGAGGAAGGGGACAUGAGUACAACUUGGCUUGGAGGAAAGCUGAAGAAGCAGCUUUGAGGCGAUAUCAAGCAACCCACUGGUUGGAAUGUUUCGUCGGGCCAUUAGGUAUAUCAAGCCAACCUUCUGAGAGAGAGUUUGUUUCUUGCUUGAGAAGUGGUUUGGUACUUUGCAAUUUAAUUAACAAAGUUCAACCAGGAUCAGUCCCGAAGGUUGUAGAAAUCCACACACCUUCACAGUCAAUCAUGUGGGAUUCUCAGCCAUUGCCAGCGUAUCAAUAUUUUGAGAACAUUCGGAACUUUUUGGUAGCUGUGGAAGAUUUAAAGUUACCAGCUUUUGAGGCAUCUGUUUUUGAAAGGGAUAAUAUAGAGGCAGGUUCAUCAACCAAGGUUGUGGACUGCAUUUUGGAACUAAAAGCAUACCAUGAGUGGAAGCAAAUGACUGGAGGAGUCGGAUUUUAUAAGCCUAUAAGGUCUCCUCUUUUGUCCCCUUCGAGGGGAAGGAUCCAAGGACGAACACAUGUGACAAUCAAUUCCGAUAGUUGCAGGCGAUUGGAAAUGUCUGCUAGCUUUCCAAAACAAUCUCCGGGAGAUGAUGAAAUUCAGAAACUCGAAGGCAUAAUUGUCAAGGCUCUAGCUGAAAGAAUGGUGGACAUGAAGGAAAACAUGGGCAAUAACUUCUUUGCUUCUUUCCGGAACGGUAACACGAACCAAGUUGAAUCAUUCAGCAGGAUUUUCUCUAGUUGCGUCAAGGAACAACUUCAAAACAAGUCCCUGAAGUUGAAAUCAGAUCCAUUAAAAGAGAUUAGCUGCUCAGAGGACAACUCCACAUGCAUACCCCUACAAAAUUUAUAUAAUCUUAGAAACCGCAAGUGUUGCAGGGCUUGCAUAAAGAAGGGCAAAUGCAACCACUGGACUCUAGUUAUGGUGCAAGAAAAGGAACUGUCAAAUCUUAAGGACCUAUUAUCAAGUACAAAGAAAGAGUUUGAAGAUCUGCAGUCUCAGCUACAAAGCGAUCUCAAACAACUUGGAGAUCAAGUACUGGAAAUGUCUAAUGCGGCUCUUGGAUAUCAUAAGGUUAUGAAAGAAAACAGAACAUUGCAUAACAUGGUUCAGGAUCUAAAAGGGAAUAUUAGAGUUUACUGCAGAAUAAGGCCUGCCUUCAAUGCAGAAGCGAAAACUGCAAUAGAUUUCAUCGGAGAAGAUGGUACAUUGGUUGUUAUUGACCCACUAAAAUCUUGGAAAGAUGGGAAGAAAAUUUUCCCGUUCAACCGUGUUUUUGGUCCAAGUGCCACACAGGAAGAUGUAUUUCGAGACACUAAACCGCUUGUAAGAUCAGUGAUGGACGGUUACAAUGUAUGCAUUUUUGCUUAUGGUCAAACCGGAUCAGGGAAAACGUAUACUAUGUCCGGCCCUGGAGGUGGAACAACAAAGGAAUUCGGAAUCAAUCAAUUGGCUCUGAAUGAUCUAUUCCUACUGUCUGAUGAAAGAAAGGACAUCAUGAGUUAUAAGAUCCACGCUCAAAUGGUCGAGAUAUACAAUGAACAAAUUCAUGAUCUUCUUGCAGACGAUGCUUCACUUACCAAGUUAGAGAUUCGAAGAUGCAUGAGUGGCAACGGUCUACCUCUGCCUGAUGCUAGCAUGCAUUCAGUAAAUUGUGCUACAGAUGUUAUAAACCUGAUGAAACUUGGUGACUUGAACCGUGCUGUUGGCUGUACUGCCAUGAACAACUGCAGUAGCCGUUCACACAGUGUGCUGACUGUACAUGUGCAUGGUGAAGAUACAUCUGGAAACAUAAUCCAUAGUUGCCUUCAUUUGGUGGAUCUUGCUGGUAGUGAACGAAUUGACAAGUCAGAAGUUACUGGAGACGGCCUCAAAGAGGCUCAACAUAUUAAUAAAUCUCUAUCUUGCUUGGGCGAUGUGAUCACAGCAUUGGCACAGAAGAAUUCCCAUAUCCCUUACAGAAACAGCAAACUCACAUUACUCUUGCAGAACUCCUUAGGUGGACAUGCAAAAACUUUGAUGUUUGCUCAUGUCAGUCCUGAAGGGGAUUCCUUUGGAGAAACAAUUAGUACUCUGAAGUUUGCACAGAGGGUUUCAAGUGUGGAACUUGGUGCAGCUCGUUUAAAUAAAGAGAGCACUGAAGUUUUAGAGCUCAAAGCGGAGAUUGAGACCCUCAAAAAGGCGUUGGCUAACAAGGAAACACUAACUCCUCAAAUUAACAAACCAAAGGAAGCAUCUAGGACACCUUUCCAGAAGCCUAAAGCAAUAGUUGAGAGACCCACUCCACGAGCUCGAAGAUUAAGCAUCGAGAAUUGCACCAAUGCCACUCCACGAGCUCGAAGAUUAAGCAUCGAGAAUUGCACUACCGUGAGGACAGAAAAGGCCAACCUUGAUGAAGAAAAGGGAUCCAAAACUCCAGCUGUGAAAACUCGCUCGAGAAGAUUAAGUUUAGAAGGGCCAAGAUUAUUAGCCAGCAAGAAUCUUGAACAUACUAAAUCAUUGGAAGCCACAAGCAAGAACGAUCAGCCAGAAGUUGUGUGCUUACAACAAUCUACUGAGCUUCAGGAGGGAGAUGAUGUCACAAAAUUAUAUGAUCGAGCCGAUAAUAAUAGUUGCCUGAAGGCUCCUCAGAGUUCAACUUUUUCUUUUAAGAACCAGCACGCUCCUCGGAGUCCAACUUCUGGUUUUAAAAGCCAACAGCCUCCUCGGAGUCCAACUUCUGCUUUUAAAAGCCAGCAGCCUCCUCGGAGUCCAAUUUCUCCCUAUAAAAGUCAGCAGCCUCCUCGGAGUCCAACUUCUGCUUUUAAGAGUUGUAAUGCACCUAAGAGUCCAACAAGUGCUGCCAUUAAAAUCCAGGCACCUCGGAGUCCAACUUCUGCUUUUACGAGCUGCAAUGCACCUAGGAGUCCAACAAGUGCUGCCAUUAAAAGCCGGGGGUUGAAAACAACAGACAACAGAACAAGGAUUCCUUCUCUUCAACUACCCAAAACACCGGAGCCACCGAUGAUAACGUCUAUAAAUGAGAACAAGGGAGGAAUGCAAAGUGAGCGUACAGUUUCAUCCGAAUUCCAGACGCCUACUUUGGUUAGCAGUACUCAUGGAAAGGGAUCUCAAAUACGAAGAUCACUUCGGACAAUUGGGAAACUGAUUAAUGGUUCCGAAAGAAAGAACCAACAGAAAAGGGCCGAAGCAGCCCUGCUAUCGCCUUUUAAAUGCCAAAAUGAGGAGAAGUCACCAAUGGCAUCUAAUGCAAGGACACUAAGAAGACAAUCCCUAACUGGCAUUCCACCACCAACCAUUUCGAGGAGAUCUUCACUUGGAGGAGGGAGCUUGCCUGAUUCUUGUGCAAAUGAAAGUAGAAAUUCCAAAACUCCUGGCGCUUCAGCCAAGUUAACGAAGAGGUGGCUAUAAGGAACUCUAAGUAGUUAACAUCAACAAGUAGUGCUUUGGCUUUGGGAUACUGAAUACUGACUACUUGACAUCGAGUUGGGACAGACAUCGAUGACACAUUUAUGCUGCAGAUACUCGCUGCAAGUUUAGAUGUAGUUAGGCUGUUGACAUUGAUAUUUUUGUACAAAUUACUGAGGCAGAAAAUAGGCACUGAGGGACCAAAAGGAAACAAUGUCACAUUGUUGUAUGCCAACCACAAACAUGACAUUUGAAUGAAAGUUCUUUUCAUCAAUAACUUCUA